AUGGAUUGGCUUAUCUCAAAAUUGCCGACAUCGAUGCUCGAGCGAUUGAAUGAUCCAAGAUAUGGGCCGUAUGUCAUCGUCAACUGGACUGUUAUUGAUUUCCUUUUCUGUCUUGGUGCUGCGAGUGGCGGAGUAGUGCUAGCGCGCACAGAAGGCGGAAGAAGAUUCGUCAUCAAAAGCCAAAAACGAUACCAGACGAAGCUUGCCAAGCUUGAAUACAAAUAUAGUCCGAGGCAAACCGUGCAAGGGAAAGAACUAUCGAAAGAAUGGACUCAGCUGGACAGAAUGCGCGCUUCUCUUUAUAAAUCUACUGUGUCGAUUCAUCCCAGUAGUUUCCAAUUCGCGAUGUUAAGCUUUGCUGUCUUCUGGAUCAUCGCCGGCCAGUUGAGUCCGGUUUAUCUGCCACUGGCGGUGUACGUCACUCCGGCCUCUGUCGAGUACUACGAAAGAUGUUUUGAUAGAAACGUCCCCGUGUUGAAAUACAUCACUCCAAUUUCCGAAUACGCUGCCACGCUGAGCUUUGUAGAGUCCUUCGCCACGAAAGUUGAAAUGCUGAGAGUGAACGAGAAACUCGUUCAGGUCUCAUCGCGGACAGGGAUGAGAGGAAAACGAAUUCCAACACGACCAGGAAAAUCCUGGGUUAAAACGAGACCCGAAAGACUUGCGGACUCUAAGCUACCACUGGCCCUCGCGAAAGUUGAGGAGAGGAAAUACGCCGAGGAUUACACCAAAACCACAUGGGAUCCACUUUCUGGCAGAGCACCUAGACCUGCGGCUGGUUCUGAUGGCCAAUUUGAGCACACUCAUUUCAUGUCGCAGGAUAAUGUAAGUCCGAGCAUGGACAGGAGUGCUUGGGAGCUGGGUUUCGAAGGCGCGGCCGAAAUGUACCCUGACUCGCCUGUAGAGGACCAGCCAGAUAUUUGGAUAGUCCGCCGCAUUCAGCCAAAGUACAACCCCCGUCUUGUUAACAGAAAAGGAUGGUAUGAUGGCUAUAUCUACAAAGACCACGAAAAGACACUUAUCUACGAAUCAGAGCACCGUCUUCCCGCCAAGGUGCAAUCGAUCCUCCACGAAAUGAACCUUCUGAACAUCAACGACAUUUCUGUUCAAUUUAACACCGCAGAGGUCAACGAUUUGCUUUGGGAAGUGAAGAGUUACGUCUCAAUCAUGCCCCUGCGAAUGCCAGAUGGUUUGCCGGAGACAGAAAUCGAUUUAGAAAACUUUCGACUUUUAUCCACUGGCGAGUUGAUAAACUCGGCUUUGCGCUUGCCCAAGCACGUGAAACAAUACUCAACCCAGCCAGCGAAGGGAAUAAAGCUAAAGGAAGAUACAAAAGACUUGGAAUCACUCAAAACUGGAAUAGAUAGUCGUCAAAUGAAAUUUGGGCACAAUUUGACGCAGUGGCAAGAAAAUUGGUCUUUUGAAGAAAUUUUGAGUGAUUGA
This is a messenger RNA of Oikopleura dioica, 1443 nucleotides long. Lineage: Eukaryota; Metazoa; Chordata; Appendicularia; Copelata; Oikopleuridae. The record is from the annotation of a GenBank genome assembly.